GUCAAUUCUUAAUUUAGAAUGUUGAGACCGUACUAUGCAGCCUGGAUUUGGUGAAUUUUUUUAUGUUGGGAGCAGCUAAUGCUUGAAAGGAAAUGAAAACUUGUGCUAUAAACCAUCUCAAUUAUUUUUUGCAAAAUUGAACUUACUAUAUUGAUUCAUUCUGUUAUUUGUGCCUUUUUUUUUCAUUUUCCUUUUAUUCUUUUUUUGUCUUUCUUUAAAUGAUUACUCUUGCAUAUAGAAAGAGACAACUGCCCUUAUGAUGCUCACAGGACACUGGCUGUUGUAACUGCAGAGAAUUUUCGCAGAAACUUGCCUGUAACCUCCUUACUGAAAGUUUUCAUAGUUUAAUUGCAUUCAAUAUCUGCUCAGACCUGCCUGUUUGCUGUCCCAACUUAGUUUUUCUUUACAAAUCUGUUCAUUAUAAUUAAUUUGUAAUCAAUGUUUUUCCUAUGUGUAUAUUGGCUGUUAUGAUUAACUGUAGUAAUUUAUGAGCUCUCAGUGUUGUUUUCCUUUCCGAUUUUGUUUUUGGGAGAAUUUUACUUUCUGCAUAUUGGGGGUGAUUCUGUUCCCAGAGGAAUCUUUUGGGUCUGAAAGUUAAGUCCUUCCUGUUUGUUCAAUCCAAAAAGGAGAAAUCAUGAAUUCUGUUCUCUGCGCAGAACUAGCAGAGCUGUAAACUCGAGUUAUCAGAGCCUGUGGGUCGUAAUACUAUUUACAAGAUUGCUACCCGAGUUUCUUGAACUUUUUUACAUGAUGAUCUCGUGUUCAAUUGUUCAUCAUAAUAGCUGCAGAGUUAUUUUUCAUCUUUCAAAGAAUUUUAAUCAGACCAUAACUGAAAAAACAUUAUGAAAUUAAUCCAAGAAUUUGCAUUUCUUCUGUUGCAAAAAAUGAAGCCAACACUAGAAUUUUUGUAAUAUGUAAGCCUACCACUCAAGCUUCCAGCAAAAGAGGGAGGUUAUGGUUAGUUUAUGAUUGGGUUUCAUUGCUGCCUUACAGGUUACUGCUAUUGUAUUUGGUGUUUGUUAACCAUCUCUUUUAAAUCACUGAUGCUUGGAUUCAUAUGUUCCAGAAAUCUUAUGUUGCCUGCUGUUUUAUGAGUGUUCUUGGCUUUUGUUGUAUGAGUUUAGAAACUGCUACCACCUUGACACCUAAAUGUUCUUUUAGCCUUCGUUUAUCUCAACUUUAAAUUUCUGUUUGUUGUUUGAACCAUGUCUGUAAUCUUCUAUUGUGUAAUUAUAUGCCAUGAACAUGUCUAUUUAUGCACAAUUUCUGUUCCAGACUUGUUUCUCAUUCUUUCCUAGAUCUGCCUAUCCCCCUCACUCCCACCUUAGUCCUCCUCCUGAGUGAUCUGUCUCUGGUUGAUUUCCGUUUUUUUCUUUCAGGUAUUUCUUAUUUUCCUCCUUGACUGGGUUGCUUUUACGUCAUUGUGCAGAGAGGUUUGUAACAAGAAGGCAUAAGCCACUCUGGGAAAUCCUCAACAAGACACCUCAAAUGGAAGACACACCUAGACACACGUGCCUCAAACUAGAGCUACCCCAAGAUGAUUCAGGGACUCACGAGUCUGAACCUCUAUUUGUAAAGGGCACAUGGUUCCCCUCUCGCUUCGACCUUGCCAUCACAGAUGGCUGUGAUGCUUGGACCUGUAACGCAUCGGAGGAGGAGGUUGAUGAGCGGGCUUCACAGUGGGAUCAGCCAGUGACAGAGUACAUUGAUUUGGCUGAGAAAUAUUUGGGGUUUCAGCAACCUGGGUCUGUCUAUGGAUUCUCGGAUGCUGGAAAUGGGCACAAAAGGUUAUCGUGGACAUUUGAGAAGGAAGGGAUCAAAUUAGAGUGGCGAUGGAAGUGCCAACCAGCGCUUAACAUGAAGAAAACUACUGCAGAUAUUAUGGAUUUUCUCAUGGACGCAAACAUUAGGCUAAGUGAGGAAGUUGUCAGGAAAACUGAGACCUGUGACAGGCUAAGGGUGGAGGCUGAGAAAUGUUUGGCUCAAAGUGAGAAGCUUAGUGUGGAGAAGGCAGAGUUUGAAGAUGAGAUUUAUGCAAAGUUUCUUGUAGUCCUGAAUUCAAAGAAGUCGAAACUCAGAGAACUCCGUGAUCGCCUGUCAAAUCAAAAGGCCGCAGGGGAGUUACCUGAAGAAGAGGAGGGAGAAUCUACUGACAAAACUGAGAGUUACGAUGAAAGAAGUGAUGAUGGAAACAAGUCUGAGGAAGAAGCUGGGACUUCGAAGGAUAUCCCGGCCAGCAAAUCACGUCCUGUCCCAGCAACCAGUUCGCGUGGUCGUGGUAGGAAAAGGAAGUGAAUUACAAAUUCGUCUUGUAAUGUGUCUUCUUUUUGUCAAAUGUUAAGCUAAAGAUCCAGAAAAGUAAAGGGGAAAAGGAAUGCAAAUUUCGACAGCCUUGUACAGGGAAAUGAGAUGCUAGACUUUCACCACAGGUAGCUUGUUUUGGUUAUAUCACAACUGGAAUUAUUACAUUGUUGUGGCCCUAACACUGAUUGCUAAUGUUGGCCCUAUGCCAAACACAAAUAGGACAAUCAUUUUGGGACUGAGGAAAAACUGACUUUUGACUGAUAAUAGAUAAUCAUUUUGGUUUUGUAAAUCACUCUGGCAUGUGAGAUUAUGAACUGAUGAAAUCUCUACCCUAC
This is a messenger RNA of Oldenlandia corymbosa var. corymbosa, 2639 nucleotides long. Lineage: Eukaryota; Viridiplantae; Streptophyta; Magnoliopsida; Gentianales; Rubiaceae. The record is from the annotation of a GenBank genome assembly.